Molecule: messenger RNA, 1437 nt
Organism: Durusdinium trenchii
Lineage: Eukaryota; Dinophyceae; Suessiales; Symbiodiniaceae
Source: the annotation of a GenBank genome assembly
GAAACGCACUGAGAGCUGUGUCGUCAGCUUCAAACCGCCUCACCUGGCCACGGCCGAGUCGUCGUGCCUUGCCUUCUGCGCUUCGGAGAAGCGCAGAUCGAGCGAUGACGCCGGUGGGAAGGGCCUUGGGCAGUCUGAAGCACUUGGAAUCGCUGGAUGGCUUGCGCUAUUUGGCCUCCCUCCAGGUGGCUUUGAGUCAUUUGAACUUUCUCUGGCAUCCCUUGGUUUGGGCGGCCAUGUGGACUCAAUUCUUCUUCCUCCUAAGUGGCUUCGUCCUCGCCUAUGCAGAGAUGAUGCGACCAGCAGGGCAGCAGGAACUCUCAGUGCUGCGAUACACCUUGCGGCGCCUGCGGAACCUCUACCCACCCUACCUGGCGAUUCUUCUCAUCUCGAUGGUGCAAUGGUCCCACAGCGACUUCGAGUGGCACACGGUGAUUUUCAAUUUGCUUCUCUUGCAGGCAUGGUUCCCCCUGAUCGAUCGACAGAUGCAUCCUCCCCGCCCGAUCGCCGUGUCUUGGGUGGCGGUCGCGUGGUUCUUGAGUGCCCUGAUGCUCUAUUGGCAGCUGCUGCGGCCUGCGGCCCGGCUGGCCCGGAAGAUGAGCAUGAGAGUGGCACUGGUAUCUCUGUUUGGUUUGUGGCUAUGUACGAUCCUGAUCCUUCUGGCUUGGUCCCUAGGUGGAGUCCAUGAUUCAGACUUCAUGCUGGCAAUCUUGAAGUUUGGCCCGUUAGGCUAUAUUCACGUCUUCCUCAGUGGCGUGGUCCUAGCACGUGUUUUCGUGCUGUUGGUCUGUGUGGAUGCAGCGACUGGGGACACGCCCGACGCGGAGACGGAGGACUUUGAGCUGAGCACAGGCCAGCUGCCAUGGAUCCUGGAGUUUGGAAGCUGCCUCGCCCUGGUGAUCUAUGUGCUCAUCGUGAUGCUGCGUUUGGAUCCCUGGAAAGCCACCGGGUUUUACGCCUUUUGCCACAACGGAGGAAUCUUGCCGAUCAUGUGCCUGCUGCUGCUGGCUUGCGCCACCGAGGAGGAUGCCAUGGUGCCGUUGCUCACGUCGCGCGUGGGCAAGAUGCUGGGGCGGAUCUCCUACUGCCAAUAUUUGGUGCAGACGAACCUGGAACAAGCGGUGAGGCCUUGGCUGGAUCUGGCAGUGCAGCAUGGCAUUGGCCUGUGGGUCGGCCUGCCGGUGUAUUUGCUCACCUUGGUCUUCACCGCCUACGUCUUUGAGGCCUUGGUGUCUGCCCUGGUCCGAAGGGCCCAGGACCUCGCCACAGCAGCUGUGGAGAAGUGUGAGGGCUCCUCCAUUGAGAGCAGCUCCGAGGAAGAGAAGUCUCUCCAGUGAGAUGGAGAAAGUGAGAGAGAGAGAGAGAGAGCCAGGUAGGACUGCAAAAAAGUGCACCUCACCGUAUCCUAUUCACUGCCAGGCUGCAGUUCGACACUUU